AUGUAUGGGCGUCGUUCGAGCGGCGUCCACGACACAGCGAGACUCAAGUCAGGCCGGGGAGAUGCCCAACACCGAGCAACGACAAAAUCAGACCAGCGCUGCAGUCCCUCCCCUCCGUAUCUGCAGGUGUUCGAUUGCGGUCGUACUGUGGGCAAUGCCCAUGCACGGAUCCGUCUGGGCGGCUCGCUGGUUGGCUGUGGUAUCUCAAGAUGCAAGAAGCUGGUCACAAAUGUGCUGCGACACAACACAGCAGGACAAGGCAGCAAGCGUGAUGGGAGAGGAAAGCGGUGGCGAUGUGUGAUGUUGGAGACAGAGGGCGAGUCGGUGAGAGGCGAGGGGAAAAGGACGGUUCCGACUGCGGAAAUUGUCGUACAGGGCAAGGAUGUUUGUCGCUUCGCAAGAGAGGUUGGGGAGGCAGGCGGUUGCACAAGACGGUAG
Messenger RNA from Sporothrix schenckii 1099-18, 438 nucleotides. RefSeq lists its product as uncharacterized. The transcript has a single exon. NCBI's taxonomy places the organism in Eukaryota, Fungi, Ascomycota, Sordariomycetes, Ophiostomatales, Ophiostomataceae. The record is from RefSeq and is a predicted model, not a curated record. The coding region runs from base 1 to 438 and encodes 145 amino acids.